Molecule: messenger RNA, 792 nt
Organism: Trypanosoma cruzi
Lineage: Eukaryota; Euglenozoa; Kinetoplastea; Trypanosomatida; Trypanosomatidae
Product: proteasome regulatory non-ATPase subunit 11, putative
Exons: 1
Biological process (GO): proteasome-mediated ubiquitin-dependent protein catabolic process; protein deubiquitination
Cellular component (GO): proteasome regulatory particle, lid subcomplex
Molecular function (GO): metallopeptidase activity; protein binding; proteasome binding
Source: RefSeq, a predicted model, not a curated record
AUGAACAAUAUUGCAAACUUGCUUCGGGCUCAGACGGGAGGAGGGAAUGCACGCGCAGUGCCGACGGAGGAUUUGCGCGACACGGCCGAAACGGUUCAGAUCUCCUCCCUUGCACUGCUAAAGAUGCUUUUGCACGGCCGGGCGGGGGUGCCACUGGAGGUUAUGGGGCUUAUGAUAGGCGAGCAGGUUGACAACUACACAAUCCGCGUGACGGAUGUAUUUUCUAUGCCCCAAACGGCGACUGGCCAGUCCGUCGAGGCGGUGGACCCAGAGUACCAGGUACACAUGCUAGACAAACUCUCUGUUGUGGGCCGUUCUGAGAAGGUCGUCGGGUGGUACCACAGUCACCCCGGCUUUGGUUGCUGGCUUUCUGGGGAGGAUGUAAUGACGGCAGGCAACUAUGAACAAUUGACCCCACGGAGUGUUUCUGUCGUGAUUGAUCCCAUUCAGUCGGUCCGUGGAAAAGUCGUAAUUGAUGCCUUUCGCACCACCAAAGAUGCGCUUAUGGGAGGAAGAAACAUGUACGAAGAGCCGCGUCAAACCACAAGCAACCUCGGCUGGCUGACACGACCGUCGCCCGUUGCGUUGACCCGUGGUCUUGACCGUGAUUACUAUAGCCUUGCCAUCACAUUCCGAAAGAAGAAUCAUGAGUUGGCGUUGCUGUUAAACGUCUACAAAAAGGGUUGGCAAGAAGGUUUCCGUCUUGAAAACAUGGAGAAAUUUGACCGACAGACGAUACGGGAAAAAAUCCGUACAUUGGCAUCGCUCGCAGGGCAGUCGGAGCGUUUAUGC